GGAUCUCCAGUUUCAAAGGCUUUUUUUUUCAGUCUUUCUUUAAAAUCAAAACAGUCAUGGCUUUCUCUCGAAGUCUCCUUUCUGAAGAUCAGCUCCAGUGCUCCAUCUGUCUGGAUGUGUUUACUGAUCCAGUCUCUACUCCAUGUGGACACAACUUCUGUAUGAUCUGUCUCAGAGGGGUCUGGGACAGCAGUUCACACUGUCAGUGUCCAGUGUGUGAAACUGAUUUUACCAAUAGACCUGAGUUAUGUGUUAAUACUUUCAUCUCUGCACUAGCUGCUCAAUUUAAGAAGCAAAUUCCCCUCAAGCCUAAGAAGGUUCUGUGUGACUCCUGCACCGAGGAAAAGCUGGAGGCUGUAAUGUCCUGCCUGCACUGUGGAGUUUCUUUCUGCAAUGCUCAUCUGAUGAUCCAUAAAGCUACACCUAAACUCAUGAAGCACAAACUGAUGGAGCCUGUGGAGAACCUGGAGGACUACAUCUGCCAGAAACAUGAGAGACCCCUGGAGCUGUUCUGUAGAGACUGCCAGACGUGUGUGUGUCAGUUCUGUACUGAGGGAGACCACAGCACUCACAGCACUCACAGCACUGUUUCUAUGGAGAAGGAGAGUGAAGACAAUAAGACUAAGUUGUGGAUGACUCAUGCAGUAGUUCAGAAGAUGAUUCAGGACCGACUGAAGAAGAUUAAGGACAUCAAACAUUCUACAGAACUGAACAAAAAUAAAACAGAAAAAGAAAAAGCAGACACUGUGGAGAUCUUCAGUGCUCUAAUGCAUUGCAUUGAAAGAAGCCAGGCUGAUGUGAUGGAGAAGCAGAAAGCAGCAGAGAGGCAGGCUGAAGAGUUCAUUAAAGAUCUGGAGCAGGAAAUCACUGAGCUAAAGAGGAGAAACACUGAGCUGGAGCAGCUCUCACACACUGAGGAUCACCUCCACUUCUUAAAGAUUUACCCGUCACUGUGCAGCCCUCCACACACCCAGGACUGGACUGAUGUCAUUAUUAACUCUCAUCAAAGUGUGGAGACUCUAAGGAGAAAAAUAAUGCAAGAACUACUUAAUAAUGCAAUGGAAAAGUUUGUUCACAGUGAGCUAAAGAGAAUUCAGCAACAUGCAGUGAAUAUUACGCUGGAUCCUGACACAGCAAAUCCUUGUCUUGCCGUGUCUAAUGAUGGAAAAGAGGUCACAUGUGAAAACAUAAUAAAGAAGCUCCCUGAUAACCCAGAGAGGUUUGAUCGUUGCAUUUGUCUGCUGGGAAAAGAAGGAUUCUCCUCAGGACGAUUUUAUUAUGAAGUCGAUGUCAAAUGGAAAACUGAAUGGGAUUUAGGAGUAGUAAAAGAGUCUAUUAAUAGAAAGGGAAACAUUACAGCCUGCCCUGAAAAUGGAUUUUGGUGUGUGUCUUGGAAUAAUCAGGUUGGAUAUGUAGCUCUAGAUUCUCCUUCUAUCCCUCUCUCCUUAAAACAGCCUCCUCAGAAGGUGGGGGUGUUUGUGGAUUAUGAAGAAGGUCUGGUCUCCUUUUAUAAUGUUGAGGCAAAGUAUCACAUGUACUCUUUCACUGGUCAGACUUUCACUGAAAAACUCUAUCCCUUCUUCAGCCCUGGCCUUAAUGAAGGAGCUAAAAACUCAGCACCGCUGAUCAUUUAUCCAUGGGUUCGAGUCCAUGAUUAGGUUUUAAAACUAAAGUUGCAAAAUGUGUAGAAUCUAAUAAUUAUUACUCUUGAUUUGACAUUCCAUGACUAGAGCUGGUAAAACGUAAUGUAUUAAAACACUUUAUUCUUUAUAAGUGUGUUUAUUUUCUACACUGGUUUCUCAUUUUCUGUUGCUGUAUAUGGCCAAACAUGAAUACCCCAAUUGUAG
This is a messenger RNA of Clarias gariepinus (North African catfish), 1847 nucleotides long. RefSeq names its product E3 ubiquitin-protein ligase TRIM21-like. The transcript is spliced from 7 exons. The record is from RefSeq and is a predicted model, not a curated record. Gene Ontology annotation, molecular function: protein binding; zinc ion binding. The coding region runs from base 57 to 1658 and encodes 533 amino acids. NCBI's taxonomy places the organism in Eukaryota, Metazoa, Chordata, Actinopteri, Siluriformes, Clariidae.